Messenger RNA from Pecten maximus, 3618 nucleotides. RefSeq names its product carbohydrate sulfotransferase 11-like. Gene Ontology annotation, biological process: carbohydrate biosynthetic process. Gene Ontology annotation, cellular component: membrane. Gene Ontology annotation, molecular function: sulfotransferase activity. The record is from RefSeq and is a predicted model, not a curated record. Bases 261 to 1481 code for a protein of 406 amino acids. NCBI's taxonomy places the organism in Eukaryota, Metazoa, Mollusca, Bivalvia, Pectinida, Pectinidae. The transcript is spliced from 4 exons.
AACGAGAUACUUUACUAAAAGGUUUCAUUUCAAGAAAUAAUCCAGAUUAAUAUGUGCGUAGUGCUUAUCAAUCACACUAUAUGGAGUACUGAAAAGUUUAUGACGAUUGAAAUUUAUUUCCAGUCAUAUUGAGACUAUUACAAAUCAAAUUUGGGGGCGAGUUUUCCAUAUUAAGAAUCUGUACUUGGAGGAAAAAACUGUGAUAAGGAGAUUGUGGAAUAACUUUUUGCUAGAUUCCAUGAAGGGUUUGCGACUAAAGAAUGACAAAAUCAAUCAUAUUCCGCGUACUAUUGAAGCGUGGCUUAAUUCUUCCACUGACCGCCGUUCUGGCUUUUUGGUAUUUUGGUGUAAAUACCAACGUCAUGAAUACGCGCAAAUGCUUGGCGACAGGGAAUCACAUCACACACUCGCAUUCAAGUGAAAAGAAACAGAUACGAUGGGAUAGUUUUGAGGACAGGCGAAACCAUCUCAGGAAAACCUGCGACUCUAUGCCCAAAUUCAAGCAAAGCGGAACACUUGUAUCCUUAAAAGGACAAUAUCUUCUCUACGAUUCUAAACACGACUUUGUCUUCUGUAUGGUACAGAAGAUAGGCUGCACAUUUUGGCGACGGGUUUUCCAUUUGUUAACGCAUAAUAUUUCGGAUUUGUAUUCUAUAGAUAACUACAAAGUUCAUCAGGAAACUUUACCAUCAUUGGAACGUCUCCACAUCAACAAAACAGGACGUAUUUUACAGUCAGCAACAACUGCUCUGUUUGUUCGAGAACCUUAUGAGCGUGCUGUGUCUGGCUAUUUGGACAAACUGUUUGCAAUCAAUAGUUAUUACAUGGAAACACUUGGACGACAAAUCGUAAGAAUGACCAGAAAAAACGCAAGUGUUGAAGCCUUAACUUGUGGCCAUGAUGUGACAUUUACGGAAUUCAUCCAAUACAUUUUGGAAAUGAAACGGAAGAAUAAAAUUGAAAGCAUUGAUCAUCAUUUUACACCCAUAUACAUACACUGUUCGCCAUGUGCGGUCAAAUACGACUUCAUAGGCAGAAUGGAGAAUUUCCAAGAAGAUACCACAGCGAUUUUUAAACAAACUGGUAUAUUUCGUAACAGAACAAUCUCCAUGGAAAUCAAGGAUUUCAUGGGUGAUGAGAUACGUAUUACAUUCAAAGAAGUGUUGGUGACUAGAAAGGCAUUGUCACACUGCAUGACGUUGCCGGAGAUGUAUGGUAGAGCGUGGAAAACUCUCCAACUUAGGGGCAUUAUUAACCCGGAUGUUCCAAUGCCUAGCUCUCAAAAUGUUACCUUGGAGAUGUUGCACCGAGAGGCGGUGGAGGCCAAUGAUCCGUCACGGGUAUCCGAGUAUAAACACGGGGCAUUUGUCAAUUUGUAUAAGACCUUGGACAGAAAGCUUCUGGAAGAGUUUCGAGAAUAUCUUUUACCAGACUGCAAGCUGUUCGGUUAUAACGAUAGGCCUCCAGAAUUAUUUUCAUGAGAAACGAUACUUUGACUAUACGACUUUGCUCAUGUAUACUGUCGCAUAGUAUAGUUGAUUGCUAAAUGUUCGUAUUUAUCAUCUUCAACACAAAUAUUGUAACCAAAAUUAAUGUAAAGUAAAGCCGAAUGGAAAUGACCUUUUAUUUGAAGUUGGGGGAAUCAUGUGAGAUCCUAUACGCUGUUUUAAAAACACGCAUUUUUGAAAUGGAAAGCAAUAUUUUCAUCAGUUGAUAUCGUUACGUUUAACAGUGUCCUGUCUAUAUUAAGGCGUGGGUUAGUCUUAAUUCGUCAAGAAAUCUAGAAAGAUUGUCUGAUCAAGAAAGAUAUAUGUAAUAUGCAAACAUCACAAUCAUCAUUUUCACUCCGGGGUGAAAAUCUAUAAAAUCACAACUUGACGUCCGGAUCCAAAUAUUUAGUUUAGUACGAAGGAUAUUCUUAGCUUGUAGAUAUAGCUAUGCACAAUCCUUAAAAACUUGGGCGUUGGAGUUAACCUCAGUGAUAGGAUCACUUUGUUAAUUGCUACUGACAAAACCUAGCAUCCAAACUCUUACUCUCGAAUGAAGAUAUUUCUGCCCACAGAAAAAAAAGCAAUUUCAGAUUGUUCUUUUGUUGUAAGACCUGUUGUUACAAUUCUCUUGUCAUAGACUUCGCCUAUUGACGUACCUUGUUUAUACUUCCGUCAAAUUUGAUGGUAUUUUGUAUUUCUGCAUGCAUCAUACAAUGAACUGUCUGACGAUAGACAGCUCCAGUAUCAGUUCAUAAUGCAAGAUGUUUUAAUGAAUUGUUUUUCACUCAGUCUUUUUUAAAGUUAUUUCACCCAGUUUCACUUGUAUCAUUUAUUAUAUAUCUUUACUUAAUCAUGACGUCCCCCACUUUAUCUCAUAUUACACAUUACUUUCAUACUUCAUCAUCUUGUGUCUGCAUAGCUGUGAUGUAACUUUUUGUAAUAGCUUUCUUUAUUUUCGAACUGAUUUUGGUAUCCUGUUUUAUAUUGUUGUUUCACCUUUUAAAUGUAAUAUAAAAGAUUAUUGACAUUUGUUUGUUAAUUUAACUCAUGUUAAAUCUAAGCAGGAUUUUAAACAGGAUGUUGUUAAGAAAUUAUUUUUGUAUAUACUUUUGAAUUUGUUUACUUUCUACCAAGUCACAUUCUAUGUAUAAUUAAAUAUUAUUUUAUAUAUAUAUUGCUUAUAUAUUUCGGGGAUUUCCCUUGUUUCGAUCUCAAAUCCCCCCCCCCCCCCCCCCCCCCCCCCCCCCCCUUUUUUUGACUUUUUGUAAAUAUGGAAUCUAAGUAAGUACUUUCUUUUUUAUUGUAUUUAAAUGUUGAUUUAGAUGCUUCUUCAUAAUUCAAAAGAUUGUUCCAUCGGUUUUUUCUGCUGGAAGGCUAGAAGAAAAUCUUAUUUAAAAAGGGGGAGGGGAGAAAAAAAUCGUAAAUACAGGUGUAUAAACAAACCAAUUUCUUAACAGCCUGUUCAGUUUAAAUAUGACUUAAUAUUAACAAAUAAAUGUCAAUAUUCUAUUAUAUUACAUUGAAAACGUGGAACAAUGUCACAUAAUAAAUGAUACCAAAUGGAAUCUAAAAUUUGUAUCAUACCAAGUUUUUGGUAACAAGCACAUACAGUUAAACAGACAUCCAUUAUCUAUACCAUCAUGGAAUGCCUAAAACAGCCGACAUAUUGGAGGUGAAUAGUAAAAUAUUUUAUUGCGAAUUAAUAGACCAAGACGAAGCAAUUCUAUUUUAAGAACUAUAGAAAGACUUUUCCCCCCUUCGGUUCUUUGUAAAUAUGUUACGAAUUUUUUAUUGCUAAUUCUUUAUUAUAUUUUUAUCACACCGUUCAAAAAGAUUUUCAUGUGAAUUUAUUUCAUUUAUUCCAUACGCCAAACAUGUCUCUAGUGAGUUUUAAAAUGUCAUAGGUUCAUUACUUUGUCACUAAACUUCAAUGAUUCGUGCCCUCGUUCUGAAUCAUAAGUCAUUUACUUCCAUAUUCCGAAUGUCUUCAUUAUAUUGUUUUGAAUUUUGAUUUUUGAUUUAUCUUUAACACACUUACGAUAGGAAAAGUUGUAUUUCCAGUAUGUAUUAUGAUUACCAUAUGAAGCUGUGUUUCCUUGAAUAAAAACUUUUUAAUUUUACUAUUUUU